AAGUAAACUCUCAGCAGACAAGGUGCACCGUGGGUAAUGUAGGCCUCACUUUUUGGCAAGGAAAGGGAAUGGGUUGAUAGAAAGGACAGCAUCUCUGAUUGCGCUGCAUGCAUUUUGUUGCUGUUUUGUUAAGUCGUGAGUGAUAUUCCUCAUUCACUGCUCAGCAAAGGUCAGCAGCUCAGGGUUGCUGGAAAUGCUGCUCGGCCUGCUUUGCCCAGCAGCUGUAGCACGUAGCCUAAAGCAACUUUGAGGUUGUUCACAAUCAAGGGAAUUUUCACGAUAGAUGGGGCCUUUUUUUAAAAUCAAAUAAAGGUUGACUGAUUUAGUAACUGGCUUGUUAUAAAGACGGCACCCGGUAGAUUAGCUUCAGUUUUGCACUUCAAAAUACUAUCUGACAUUUAUCUGCCGAAAACAUGUAGAUAAAAAUGAACCACGUGGAGAAAUCAUCUAGAUUUGAAGCAUGUUGGUGCAGGAGACUGUGACAGAGUUCAUGGAGCUCCGGCUGGCUGGGAGUCCUCAGACCUGCAGCUUGUUCCUGGAGAGCAGCUGGGCCGAGGAGGGGAAGGGGGGCUGGAGGCAGCCGUCAUCAGCAGAGCUCAGAGUGAGUGUCAGCUGGCUGAGCAGAGCAUGGUGGCAGAGCAGAGCAGAGCAGAGCAGAGCAGCAGGACAGGGUGCAGCUGCUGGGCUUUGGCCAGGACGCUCUGAGGAGCCCAACACUUUAAAUGCCACAUCUGACGCCUCCAAGUGAAGAUAUGUUCGAUAACUCCAACUACCCCUUCAACUGCUUCAACUACGAUGGAGACGGAUACCCUUCAUCUAGCACCGACGAAGAGAAGAAGAUGUGUAGACCCGCGUACAGCUACAUAGCGCUGAUCGCCAUGGCCAUCCAGCAGAGCCCUGAGCAGCGGGUCACUCUGUCGGGCAUCUAUGAGUUCAUCAUGAAGAGGUUUCCUUACUACCGAUCCAACCAGAGAGCCUGGCAGAACUCCAUCAGACACAACCUGUCUCUCAACAGCUGCUUUAUCAAGGUGCCUCGGACUGAGGGCAAUGAAAAAGGAAAGGGAAACUACUGGACUUUUGCCACUGGCUGUGAAUCCAUGCUCGACUUGUUUGAAAACGGCAACUUUCGGCGUCGCCGGCGUCGAAGGAAUGUGAAAAUUGGCCUCCGUGAUUCAGGAGAAACUCCUUUCCACCCUCUGGAGAGCCACAGCAACCAGCACCUACCCUCAGCCCGGCGCCCUGAACCCAGCUCCACCCUCUGCCCUUUGAACCCGGAGAGGCCGAGGAUCCAACCGAACCACCUGGUCCAGAACCCCACCCAGCAGGGCAAACCAGAGCCAGAGAUCAAGUUUAGCAUUGACUACAUCCUGUCCACUCCGGAUCCACCCCUGCCCGGGUUCAGAUCCUCCCACGGCCCCGUACAUAUAGGGCCCACGGGACCACCUAUUCAUGUUCUGGAGCCCCAACACCUGAACCUGCACUUCUGGACUCUUUAAGAGGAGAGACUGAACUCAUUCCUUCAUCAUUGUCUGUGUCUGAAACUGGGAACUAUGAGGACAUCCAAAGACAGGAAUUCCACAGGAGGAAUUUUACUUGAAAAUGUAAAUGAGGAAACAGAAUGAAGAGGUACAGUAUUGUGUGGUGGAUUCUAGCUGGGAAAAAAAAAGUCACUUAAAGAAAACAUCUUACUGUCUGAGAAUUCAUCCAAAAGAUUAACUGUGAACAGAGCAGAAACAAUACGUAAAGCAUUCAUAUUGUCA
Messenger RNA from Amphiprion ocellaris (clown anemonefish), 1760 nucleotides. It is a transcript of the gene foxl3, whose product is annotated as forkhead box L3. Gene Ontology annotation, molecular function: RNA polymerase II cis-regulatory region sequence-specific DNA binding; DNA-binding transcription factor activity, RNA polymerase II-specific. The coding region runs from base 723 to 1496 and encodes 257 amino acids. Gene Ontology annotation, biological process: anatomical structure morphogenesis; cell differentiation; regulation of transcription by RNA polymerase II. The record is from RefSeq and is a predicted model, not a curated record. The transcript is spliced from 3 exons. NCBI's taxonomy places the organism in Eukaryota, Metazoa, Chordata, Actinopteri, Pomacentridae.